Mesocricetus auratus (golden hamster) is the source of this 7762-nucleotide messenger RNA. RefSeq names its product HIC ZBTB transcriptional repressor 2 (gene Hic2). Bases 1566 to 3398 code for a protein of 610 amino acids. NCBI's taxonomy places the organism in Eukaryota, Metazoa, Chordata, Mammalia, Rodentia, Cricetidae. Gene Ontology annotation, cellular component: nucleus. Gene Ontology annotation, biological process: regulation of transcription by RNA polymerase II. Gene Ontology annotation, molecular function: protein binding; DNA-binding transcription factor activity, RNA polymerase II-specific; RNA polymerase II cis-regulatory region sequence-specific DNA binding. The record is from RefSeq and is a predicted model, not a curated record. The transcript is spliced from 3 exons.
GAGAUCCGCCUGCCUCUGCCUCCAGAGUGCUGGAAUUAAAGGCGUGCGCCACCAACGCCCGGCUAAGUGUUGAAUAUUGAGGCGGGUAUGUGUUGCUUGUAAUACCAGUUUGGGAGAUAGAGGCAGGAGGAUCAGGUGAAGGUCACCCUGAUUGCCUGUAGCAAGUUGGAAGCCAGCCUGGGAUAUAUGUAACCCUAUGUAAAAGACAACAAAAUAUUAGAAAUUUGAUCCCGUGGGUCAUUGAUUAUUUGGUCCUGAGACCAAAGGGUAAAAUCACUAUAGUGCCCUGUAGUGUGGAGUAUUACUAGGUUGUGAUAUUCUGGAUUAAAUGCAUUUUUGAAAAAUCUUGGAGGGAGCUGUAUGGUAUUUGCUGUGCUACGUGUGUGUCCUAUGCUAGCCCCUUUCUGGGCUCACAGGCUACCUCACUUGUGUGAUGGGAAGGAGUGGAAGAGGAGGAUAAAUGGAAUGGGUGCAUACUAGUUCAUCAAGGCCAUACGCUGAUGUCUAGUGUGGGGGCUGGGAAGGUAACCCAGAAUUGUAUUAGUUCUUGUACUUGUUUUUACAGUAGAGCAAGCUAGACCUUGUCUACAGAGGGUCAGACUUGCUGGGCCCACCCACAGGGGAAGCCUGGAGCUGGUGGAGGUUUCUACAGUGGCUUUCAAUUCCCUUUACUUGGCCUCUGAAGGAUUUGUUUUGGUCAGCCCUGGGAUCCAAGGUCAUCCUGCCCCAUUGUCCCAGAUUGCUAUAGGUGCCAUUGUUCUGGGUUGGCAGUCCUGGGCCAGGAUCACUAAUAGACACCACUACCUGUUAGGAGCUUCUGGGUGUUAAUCUACAUGUGCCCUUGUUUUAGGUUAAGUCAGCAUCUGACUUCACUGGCUGGCGUAACUAGCCAUGUUCUCAGUCUCCCAGGUGCUGGCUUCUCCAAGGACAGUAGGUAGAAUAGACAUCUGGCCGUCAUUCAGAUUGGGAAGAAAAGAGCAUGGUUUGUAGGCUAUGGGGCCCUCCCAUGGAGUGAGGAGGACCUGAGUCAGUAGGGGUGGCAUCACCUCCCCCUGGUGGAGGACACAGGAAGGAUCUUUAUUCCUUUCCUCGAUAGAUCUUUGUCAGCCACUCAGCCUAACCCUGCUGUGCAGCAGGCACUCCCUGCUGCUGUCUAGUAGCUGUCCCAGUCCCUAAGUAAUUUCUGGAUAUGGGAAGUGUUGUGGCAGAGGACUGAGCAGGGGCUGGUUUAGGCUGCUUGGUAGGUGUCUGGAGGGGUAAGAUGGGUUUCCUGGCUCUGUGGUCAUUCACCCAGUUUUGUUGGUUUCUCUUCUGUCCCUUGUCCUCUUGGGUGACCAGCUCAUUAAACUCGGGAGCUCCAGAGCUGUUCUUUGUUCUGCGGCCUUUGGGAUAAUGAGCCCACUCAGAAACGGGAACUGCUCAGAGGGCAGGAGAGACAGCUGACAGCCUGAAGCCAUGGACUGAGGCCUCUCAGCCUAAGGCCUGCACCCCAGGUAACCAGGCUUUGAUGUGCCCUCAGGAAGUCUGCAUACUCAAGGAGGCCACCCCCGCCGGCUGCUGCUCACAUGGUUUCUGGGCCCCUGGCACUCCGGUGGUGCCCGUGGGCAGGGCGCAGGGACAUGGGGCCAGACAUGGAACUGCCCAGCCAUUCAAAACAGCUCCUGCUGCAGCUGAACCAGCAAAGGACCAAGGGUUUCCUGUGUGAUGUCAUCAUUAUGGUGGAGAACUCUAUCUUCCGGGCCCACAAGAAUGUCCUGGCUGCUAGCAGCAUCUACUUCAAGUCCCUGGUCCUGCAUGAUAACCUCAUCAACCUAGAUACAGACAUGGUCAGUUCCACCGUGUUCCAGCAGAUACUGGACUUCAUCUACACCGGCAAGCUGCUGCCCAGUGACCAGCCAUCUGAGCCCAACUUCAGCACUCUCCUCACUGCCGCCAGCUACCUCCAGUUGCCUGAGUUGGCAGCCCUGUGCCGUCGCAAACUGAAGCGAGCUGGCAAGCCCUUUGGCCCUGGGCGAGUGGGUACUGCUGGCAUGGGGCGACCAACCCGUAGUCAGCGGCUGUCCACAGCCUCUGUCAUCCAGGCUCGGUACCCAGGACUUGUAGAUGGGCACAAAGGACCCCCUGUUCCCCAAGAGCUCCCUCAGGCCAAAGGGUCAGAUGAUGAGCCUUUCCUGGGCAGCCCCACCCAGGAGAGUACCCAUGGCCUGGGCCUGGGGGGCUGUAGCAACAGCACCAACGGGAGCAGUGGGGGUUGUGAGCAGGAGUUGGGUCUGGACCUGUCCAAGAAGAGCCCUUCCCUACCUCCUACUACUACCCCUGUCCCCCACCUCACUCCUGAGGACCCGGCCCAGCUGAGUGACAGCCAGCAUGACUCACCAGCACCCACUUCAACCUCCGCCCUGCCUGUUGGCAACAGUGCCUCAUAUGCUGAGCUGGGGGCCGCUCCUGAUGAGCCCAUGGAUCUGGAAGGGGCUGAGGACAACCACACGAGUCUGCUAGAAGGGCAGGGUGGGCAGCCUCGCAAGAGCCUCCGGCAUUCAGCCCGCAAAAAAGAUUGGAACAAAAAGGAGCCCGUGGCCGGGUCCCCCUUUGAUCGGAGAGAAGCCGGGACUAAGGGUCCCAACCCAGGGGAAGAAGGCGAGGGGCUUGGGGACAGGGUUCCUAAUGGCAUUCUCGCCAGCAGUGUUGGUGGAAGUGGUCCCAGUGGGUCAUAUGGGGAGCCAACAUACCCCUGCAAGGAGGAGGAAGAGAAUGGCAAAGACGGGAGUGAGGACAGUGGGCAGAGUGGGAGCGAGGGGGGCAGCGGCCACACUGGUGCCCACUAUGUGUACCGGCAAGAAGGCUACGAGACGGUGUCAUAUGGGGACAACCUCUAUGUGUGCAUCCCUUGCGCCAAGGGCUUCCCCAGCUCUGAGCAGCUCAAUGCUCACGUGGAGACACACACAGAGGAGGAGUUAUUCAUCAAGGAAGAAGGGGCCUAUGAGACCGGCAGUGGGGGUGCAGAGGAGGAGGCUGAGGACCUGUCAACACCUAGUGCGGCCUAUGCAGCUGAGCCUCGUCCUUUCAAGUGCUCAGUCUGUGAGAAGACCUACAAGGACCCAGCCACGCUGCGGCAACACGAGAAGACACACUGGUUGACCCGGCCCUUCCCCUGCAACAUUUGUGGCAAGAUGUUCACACAGCGAGGCACCAUGACACGCCACAUGCGGAGCCACCUGGGCCUGAAGCCCUUUGCCUGUGAGGAGUGUGGCAUGCGCUUCACCCGCCAGUACCGCCUCACAGAGCACAUGCGUGUACACUCAGGUGAGAAGCCCUAUGAGUGCCAGCUCUGUGGGGGCAAGUUCACCCAGCAGCGCAACCUCAUCAGCCACCUGCGCAUGCACACCUCCCCUUCCUAGAAGCCAAAGACCCGAGGGAGCCCUCUGCAGACUUGCCACUUGGGAACCCACGAAAGGAGGAGUGAGGAAGCAUGGCGGGAGGGGUUGAGCCCCAAAGUCUGGCACGAGGCUCCUGGCAGCUUCUCUGGCCCAGCCUCCCCACACCUAGAGCUUUAAUCAACAGUGUACCAAGGGAAGCCAAGAGAAGAGGAGCUGCCCAGGCCAGCCCUGUGCGUAUGGUUGCUGGUGACUACUCUCCAUCCCACUUGGCUCCUGAGCUCCAUGAAGGGGCUGCUGGAGAGCCGGUGGGAGUCCAUGUGGGUGUUAGUGGGACCUGGUCCCUUACCUGCAGUCUGGGCUGGGGGGGGCACAGGGCUUCCCAUGGCCAAGAGUGGUGCCUGGAGCAGGCCCUCAGCUGGCAGGGACCUCGACUGUGUGUGUGCAUGUGUGCUUGUGUCUUUGCAGUGCAGUGUGACUCUGGUGUUGGGAAGCUGGUGCUGGGUGGCAGUUCCUUUCUCUUUGAGCUGGGGUGGCAACUGCUAGCUGGCACUGGGACAGUCAGGGUGACCCCACUGCCUACCUCUCUACAACUAAAGAGCCCUCUGGGCCUGUAUUGCUGUUAUUCCUACUGAGCUGUUCCUAUUUCUUUUUUACAGUUUUUAAAAAUUUCUUUUUUAAAACCAAAAUGAACAAUAUUUUCCUUCUGCCUCUUUGGGGAUGAGCCUGGGUCUGCAGACUGAAUGUAACUGGGGCAGCUGCCCCCCCCCCCCUGUCAUUUUCCCUGGCCCUGGUGCUGUGGGCAUGGUUGAACCUGCCUCUCCAAGGCCCCAGAAACCUUUCUUGCCCAAAGGCUUCCCUGACCCUGAGCCCUGCCUGUCUGGGUUUACUCAGGAGAACAUGCUUUUCCCAUAAUGUCCAAGGAGUAUCACUUGUUAGAGGUACUUGUUUUUGUUGAGAGCCCCCACUCUCAUACAUUUUUUUAGAUGUUGGAAGGUCUGAAGUUCCAGAGGGGGGAGGGGAGGAUAGCCUUGGUGCCAGGCCCAUCGGUACUCUUGUGUGUGCGUGUGUGUGCAUGUGUUGUGUGUGUUUCUUAUGCACAGACGCUUUGCUUCCUUGCUCAUUGAACAAGGUGGAGAGCCUUCUGACCUUUUGCUACCUCUUGAAUUCAAUACCACAGUACAGUUGAGGCUGAGCCACUUGGUUUUGUUUUCCUAUUGUGGGAGUAAGCUGGGCUUGGGCUGGCCUGAGCCCCUCGAGGGCCCCAGUGUUCUCUGAAGGGAUGCUUGCUGCUCAGGGCAUGCUGUAUGUGGGGCAGGUGCUGGGCACCUGAGUAACGGAAGCCAUGAGGAGGGAGCAGCCCCCUGCACGGGUGAGGUGGAAGUGAGUCCACCCCGUCCUGUGUCCUCCUGAGCUCUGAGGUGUGUCUUAACUCACUGCAGAGCCAGAGGUAAGCGUUGGCCCCUGCCUACAGACUUAUCAAGUAUAAGGUCAAACUAACCCUUACAUGGGUGUGUCAGCCAGCCUCAGAUGCUUGCAUGGACUCCAGCAAGGGGCAAGACCAGACCAAGAUUGUCUGUGUUCCGCCCUAGAUGAGCCACAGAUCGGAGCUGGUAGUCCUUAUCAUCAUGUUGCUUGAUGGCUUUUCAUUUUCCUUUUGAUUUCUUUUCUUUCUUUUUUUUUUUUUUUUGGUUUUUCGAGACUGGGUUUCUCUGUGGCUUUGGAGGCUGUCCUGGAACUCGCUUGGUAGUCCAGGCUGGUCUUGAAUUUACAGAGAUCCGCCUGCCUCUGCCUCCCUAGUGCUAGGAUUAAAGGCGUGCGCCACCAACGCCCGGCUUUGAUUUUUUUUUUAACUGCAGACCAAAAAAUUCCAGAGUCAUCCCAUUCCCACCUCUCCAAAGACCUUCCGGCCUGAGUUCAGGGACCCAGUGAGUGGCAGGUGUGGUAGUGAGGGCACCUGGCCAGGCUUCCACGUUGCACUGAGCCACAUCUUCUUAACCCUUUGCCUAGUAUCUGUUUCCUGCUCUUGCAAGUCAGGCUGAACAGCUGAGUGAAGACCUGGACCCAUUCCUUCUCCACCCCACCCCACCCAACCCUACCCCACCAGCACUUAGGACACAAAGUCUGUACAGCAUAGGAGCCUCAUGUGGUCUCCCAGGCUGUGGGCAGCCUCAUCUGUUGUGCAGAAAUUCAGGGACUGGGAGCAGAGCCCCUCAGCACGUCUGUGCAACAGAGUAUUGUACCCACCUUAGUAUUGUACCAAGCCUUUUCUGUAUUUUAAUGAAAAAGCAAAACACUAGUUUCCUAUUUAAGAUUUUAAGGGUUGUUGGACUGGGCGGGGUUGACACUUGGUUUGUUUUCUUUUUCCUUUGUUUCCAUGGGUGCAUGCAUGCUUAUGAGUGUCUGUGUGUGUCUGUGUGUGGAGAUAUUAAGAGCCUCAAGGAAAUCAGGCCAUAGGAGGCCAAGAUGGCUUACAGUUCUCUUUUAGUCAUUUAAUUACUGAAUGUUUUGGAGAAACAGGAAACAGAAAAUAGCAGAUGUCAUGUAGGAAAAAUUUUUAAAAAAUAUCAAAAGAAAAAAAGCUCAUACCCAAAUUCACAAACCUAUUUUUUAAACCAAAGCACAUUUUGAAUGAGUAUGGAACCUCAGUGGGCUCAGAAAAAAAAGAUACUAAUAUAUUUAUCUCAUUGUUUACAUAAACUUUUACAGUUUCAGACCUCAGCAGCUAUAAGGCCAGUCCCAGGGAACUCUCCCUCUCUUCCUCCCGGGUCCUUCUGAGUCGACCCUUGAGCAGCUCAAGGGCAGAGGCAGCCCUGGGUGCUGGGUAAGAACUAGAAGCCCCUCCCCCCUAGCUUCACCUGAGCCCUAAUCCCCAUUUUUGGGACCUCUUCAAGCUCAGCUGCCACCAAAGAGCACGCACCAAGCUGACCAGCCCCCCAGGCCUCCUGGCUGGACCCAAGGGGUGGAUGUCAGCCCUGCCCAUGAGCCUUGUGUUACUGUGAGAAUCACUCAAGCCAAAAAGCAGGGAACUUUACGAAGCUCAGUAGACUCUGUCAUGGCACAUCCCACCCUGGGCAGCAGAAGGGUCUGACUUGAGUCUGGUCCUCACCCACAGAUGGUGCGAACACUCUCAACAGUGUUGUUUUUGUAUCAAUGUUUGUGCAGUGAUGAAUGUAUUUAUUUCUCAGACUUAGGGUUAACUGGCGGGAGCAGGCCCGGCCCUGCCAGUGCCCACUCCCACUGGACCGAGCUACUGCAAGGGCUCUUCCAAGAUUUCGAAAAAGGAAAAGAUGUACUUGUGAACAUGUAAGACCCUCAGACUUGCAGCAUAGCCAUACACCUCAGCCUGUGACCCCUGACCUCACAUGGCCCAGGAAUUGUGUUUCCGUCCAUCAACACUGAGGGGAGCCAGGUCCCCACCUGCUGCCCACACUGUCAGUAUUCACUAGACCUCAGGUCCUUGCGCAGGAGUGCGAUCUGCCGAGCUGUCAGCAGGCACACUGCUGCCUUCCUGGGUAGGGGGAACCCUGGGCAGCCAGGAGGGCAGGGCUCAGGGAGCAAGUACUAGGAAUGGAGGCAGAAGCCAAGAGGCCGGGCCUGAAAAGAAUGGACAGGCUCUCAAGCCUUGCUGUGCUCCACUAAAGGGACCAAGGUCUUCCUUUCCCCAGUCACUAUGGGGCCAAUGUUACUGAACUAUGAAAUGGAUGCCAGGAAUGAGGGAUAGAGAGGAACCUGACCUCAGUCUGACAUUCCAACCCAGGAAGAGUGGAAGCUGUGGAACUUGCUGCCCAGGGCCCCCUUCCUAGGACACCUGCAGCUUCAGUCACCUUACUUUAACUCUCUACCAGGGACCCCUCCCCUACCUCACCUUGCUAUUUAUUGCUGUAAUUUAUUGACCUCAAAAAUGCUGCAUAACAGACCUCACUUGGGUCAGGGAGAGUUCCCAGGGUCCUCCCCUCCACUUGGUGGGGCCCCAUGGGGCCAGGUGCUUAAAGGGACCUCCCUGUACCCAACCCAUCACUCUUUCCUCCAGGGGCCCCAGGUUGGGCUCCAUCCCAUUUGCAAAUACCUCAGGAGGGAUGGGGUAUAUCUGUUUCAUUUGAUUGGAACUGGAAGAGGGAUCACAUCCUCUGUGCCCUUCCUGGAGCAGGGGAGGGGUGCGGGGAUCGCACUCCUGUACUGGUCACCACUGUUGCCACUCAUCACGUUGACUUUACUUCCCUAGAGUCUGGGUGGAUGCGUUCAGGUCAGAGCUGUGGCUGUGCAGCUCUCCAAUGUCAGAGUGAUUUAUCCACGACUGAUCUCUCCAUUCAAAAGCGUGCAGUCUUAAUGUACAGUGAUGAGAAACUGUUAUUUUAUGAUCUUUUCAUUAAAAGCUUGAUUGAAAA